Messenger RNA from Colletotrichum graminicola M1.001, 2208 nucleotides. Its product is annotated as pentatricopeptide repeat domain-containing protein. The record is from RefSeq and is a predicted model, not a curated record. Gene Ontology annotation, molecular function: protein binding. Bases 1 to 2208 code for a protein of 735 amino acids. NCBI's taxonomy places the organism in Eukaryota, Fungi, Ascomycota, Sordariomycetes, Glomerellales, Glomerellaceae. The transcript has a single exon.
AUGAGCGGAGUGGCUGAGAUGGAGGAGGAGCUCAAAGCAAACCUGACGUCUAACAUGCGGCGCGUGCUAUUCCGACUUCAAGAAGAGGGUAGUUUAGGGGCAUUCGGAAUCAAUGACGUCGAGUCGAUCGCGAAGGAUUUUGAAGGAAAGCUGGGAGGGGCCAACAACCCCGAGGAGAUGAUGGCGAAACUAGACGACUACAUCAAAGACUUGGAAAGACAGCUUGACGCAGCGGGAUUUGACGUCAGCCAGUUCGAUGAUUCGAACCCUGUAGCGACCAUGGAUGUCAUCGAGGCCACGGCUCGCGAGGACCCCUCGAAACGAAAGAAGCACCCCCCGAUUCCGCAGAUCCCCGAGAAUGUAUGGAGCUUCAACCAGCGAAAGCGUAUCACACGACUGAACACCCUCCUCUCACGAACGACCAAGGAAAUAAGAAGAGGUGAGGGUGUCCAUGCGAAAAAUAUCCAACCGGUGUGGAAGGCGUACAGUGCAGCGCGGCAAUCUCUAGCAAAGGCAUGGGCGCAUGUUCCUCCAGAGGUGUGGAACCUUCUCUGGGAGAUACUGUCAGUGAACAAGGAACAUAAUCCUAGCCGGCUCACUUAUGUGUCGCUGCUGGCAAGGGACAUGAGUGAGGCGAAGGUAGCCCUGAGCCCACCACAGCAGCUGGUGACUGUGGAAGCCAUGUUUCUAGACGGGUGGGAGGCCAAGGCCAUCGACAACUGGAAGCGAUGUAUAUCGACCCUCGGUGACAACGGUGCCGAGACAUUCCAGGACUUCUGGGAGCUUGGAGCACGUAUGUUUUGCCAACAGGGGGAUCUGGCUCAAGCAGAGCGUGCGGUUAACAAGUUGCUGGAGCGUCAACUUGACCCACGCAUCUUGAUGCCUUACAUCAGGAGCUGCGCGGCAAAUCCUACGAACGAAGCGAGAACGAAGGCAUGGGACGCGUACCGGCGUAUGAGAGACCUCCUCGGCACAUCCAUGGGGCUCGAGGACUACGACCAAGUCAUUUCCUUCUUUUUGACGACAAGCCAAACGGAGCCGGCACUGCAAGCAUUUGUCGACAUGAUGAGCUCCGGGACAGUGGAGCUGAAGGGACGCCAACGCUUGCCAUCCCACAUUGGCAAUAAGUUUUUCUUUGGCAAGUGGCUGAAGCGACUCAUUGGUGCCGGCGACCUAGAUGGAGCGUAUAGCGUUUUCAACUUCAUGCGCUCCAAGGGUGUCGAGGCAGCCGCUAUCCAGGUGAAUGGGCUCAUCGGCGCUUGGCAGAGGUCCGGUGGCGCUGAUGAUGUGGAAAAGGCGGACAAGCUGGCAUGGGACAUGAUCAACGCCCGCAUCGAGUUUGUCCGCAACCGUCGUCGGUUGUCCUCCAUGGAAGGGCCGGUUCGCAUCGUCGAAGUCUCCAAGAUUAGCAAGCUUGGCUCAAUACCGAAGGCCACGCUCGAGACGUUCUCUCUGCUUGCCGAAAACUACCGUGUUCGACGCUUACAAGGCGAGAUGGACAAGCUCUGGGACGCCUUUAGAGAAGCAGAGAUCAGCCCAGACGCGUUCAUGAUGAACCAGCUGAUGGAGUCAUACUCUCAGAAUGGCAACGUCUCCGAGGCACGAGAGCUCUACCGAACGCUGGUAUACGAGCGCCAGGUAAAGCCGGACCCGUACACGUUUAUGGCGUUGUGGAAGAUGCUGGGCGCGAACAGGCUGCACAACGUCACUGGCGAGGAGCUCGCCAACGAAGUCAGGCUUACGCGCGAGGCCUUUGCGGAAAUGGUCCGUUUCUCGUCCGUCUUCGAGGCCGACGGCCUCGACGGCCAGCUCGCGCGGAAGAUUCUGCACACGUUCCGCCGGCUCAAGGACAACCUAGGCAUCGUCACCGCGCUGCAGGCUUUCAAAGACGUCUUCAAAUUCACGCCCCCCGAGGUGCUGGCCCUCGAGAUGCUGCUCGAGACCACCAGUCUCGCGUGGGAGACCGCUCAGGCGAGACAGAAACUCCGUCUCGUGAAGCGGAGGAUCGACGCUCACAUCGAGAAUCGGCAGAAACUACUCGGUCGGUCGACGACGCUGGAUGAGAUGACGCCCAAGCAGCGCGGCGACGAGCUCUCGCAUUACAUGCAGACGGUGUACAUGGAGGAAGUUGGCCCUGUCCCACAGAGCCACAUGACAGAGGUGGCUAAAGAAAUGGGCGUGUACGAUGUAUUGGCGGGAAAGGCCUAG